Messenger RNA from Aureobasidium uvarum, 2928 nucleotides. The record is from the annotation of a GenBank genome assembly. Lineage: Eukaryota; Fungi; Ascomycota; Dothideomycetes; Dothideales; Saccotheciaceae.
AUGACGAGUUUCGCAAAUUCAUUCUGGUCGUCCGACCAGAGUUAUGCAGGAGGUGUGCUCAAUUCGUUCCUUGGUCUGCUCGUGCUAACCCUCCGCCAGNGACUGGGAGUCCUCUUUGGCAAGCUCCAGCAGGGCGUGCAGGAGAAUCAGCAGGUCCUGACGAUUGCGCGCAUGCGAGCCGAAGCUGAAGACCUCUACGGCCAACGCCUGGGCGACAUCGAUGCUGCUACCCUAAAGGUCGAGGGAGGAUUCCAGAAAGACGAUGGUGCCAGUGUCAAGAAGGCCUUUGAGGGCAUGCGUUCCGAGAUGAGCGAGGCGGCCAAAAAUCACCGCAAGAUCGCAUCCAACAUCCGCGAGCUUGUUGUAAGCCCUUUCGCCCGCUGGUGCGAUGCCCACGCCGCUCGAGUACAGAACUCUCAGGACGACCUGCAAGCACGUAUCAAAGCCCACGACCGACAAGCCGACCACGUCCGUACCUACCGCAGCCAGUACUACAACAAGUGCCGCCGUGUCGAAGAUCUGGACGAGGAAGAGAAGCUGGCCUUCCAGGAUCCUCUGAGUGAGGCCGCCCAAAGUCCCAAGCCUGCCUCGCAAAUCCCAGUCGUCAAGCUGUCCGAACCUGAAGAGGAGGACGAACCUGAACCCAUCGACAUCGGUGAUCAGACGUACACCCCUGAACAGGUCAAGAAGAUCCUCAACCACAUGCUCGAAACCAUCAAGCUAGGCGAGACCAAGGUGCCCAUUCUCGGCACAUACCAUAACGUUUCGACCGGAGCCGAUAUCACUGAUUACAUUCAGAAGCACAUGAACGGUACGAGCGUCAGUUACGCCGAGCGCAUCGGUCAGGAUAUGGUCGGCCACGGCUUCCUGAGACUGAUUGGCAAUGUUGGAAGCACCUUCGCAAACAGCAGUCGCAUGAAUUACCAGUGGCGCCCCAAGGUCUUCCAAAUCACUGGCCUUCCCGAAAGACGAGGCAUGGGCAGAUCUGCCACAGUUUCAUCCGUCAGUUCGAUCCCGGACUCGCCUGUUGGUGCUGUUGGCGAACUCUUUUCCGGGUGGAACCCUCUGAGCAACGCUCAUCCGGGCGAAACUCCCGCAGCCAAAUUGCGUAGGGAGGCUCGCGAGGCCGAUGAACGCUACAAGGCCGCUGUAAGAAAGCUUGAUGCUCUCCGUUGCAACCUCGAGGAGGCUAUGGUUGACCACCUCAAAUUCAUGGAGCGUUGCGAGCUCGAUCGUCUAAAGGCCAUCAAGAGCGUGAUCCUGGAUUUCUCUGGAGCCAUUAGCAAUGUCAUCCCCAGCUUGCAAAGUACUGUCGACAACAUGAUGCUUUUCCAGGAGACUGUUCAGCCGCUGGGCGACUUGCGCUAUCUCUUGGAGAACUACAGGACUGGUCCAUUCGUGCCCAAAGUCACCAUCUACGAAAACUACUACAACAAUGUCGACGAGCAAACUUUCGGCAUUGACAUCGAAGCCCGCGCUCGUGCGGACAGAAAGCGCGUCCCUCUGAUCGUGACCACUCUGUUGACUUUCCUCGACAAUCAUUACCCUGAGCUCGAAGGAGACGAAGCCCGUCGCAGCAUCUGGCUUGUGGACGUUCCUUUGGCUGCUACCCAUCAUCUGCGAAACAUUCUCAAUACUGGCAAAGACACAGUGUCUCAAGACACGCUGGAUCGUUAUGAAAUCCCCAUCGUUGCAUCUGUUCUGAAGCUUUAUCUGCUUGAACUUCCUGAUUCUCUGGUAUCAGCACAUGUUUAUGAAAUCAUCAAGACGAUCUACACAAGCACCGCACCUAACACCUCGGAGACCGCACGCAUCUCUGUGAUCCAAAGCACGCUUGGCCAACUCAGACUUGCCAAUAUUGCCACAUUGGAUGCCAUUACCACCCACUUCACGCGCUUGAUUGAGCUGACAUCGGCCGACGAGGGAUACAUCUCAGCCCUGUCCACUACGCUUGCGCCCUGCAUACUUCGUCCCAAGCAAGGUAACACUCUUUCACUGAACGAAAAGUUCAACUACAGGCUCGUACGUGAUCUGUUCGCUCACAAAGACACCAUCUUUGGUGAGCUCAAGCGCCAGUCGUCAUUGACGCACACCAACUCUGGUGCCUCGAGACCUCGCGCUAUCAGUACCGAUGAGAGCAGACGUCGUGAGCAUAUGGAAGAGCGGCAACGAGCCAUUAUCGCUGCUGCCGAGACCCGUGGCCGUGCGUCUAGCCCUUUCAAGUCCACCUUUGGCGGCCCUCUUGGAUCCAUGCACAAGAGAGACCGCAGCUCAGGUGCCGAGACACGAUUCCCCGUCACCCCUUCUGCAGCAAGCACCCCUACCGACGUCCGUAAUGCGAACCGUGGCAGUCUAGAGGUGCCUGGUUCUCCGAUCCGCGCCCCUGUCCUGCUGCAGUCGCCACCCAAGGGCAAUGGAAGAACCGACUCUAUGCCAUCUUCUUCCGACUCUGCAGUAUCAGGAGAUGCUGCAGCUCCUUUCGCUCGUCAACGCAGUGACACUAUCAACUCUGUAGUCAUGACUCCCGGCGCUCAAACAGAAGCUCCUGACUAUCUUGCCCAUGCUCAAGAACAACAGCACGACGAAGAAGCUGGGAGUGAUGCCGACUCCAUAGCUCCGGAGCCAAGCUCGGGCAUCAACAACAACCGUCAAUCUGUCGAGGUCGAGAAGCGCAACUCUCUGAACCGAUCGAUGGGUCGUGUUGCGCGUAAGGGUACGGCAAGCAGCCUGUCACGCCAGAGUCUGAUUGGCAAGCGAGAGAGUGUCGGCAGCGUAGGCACUUCAUCAUCCGGUGCCGCUGCCGCUGCCGCUGCCGCACCUGCUGCUGAUUUUGUUGACAGCCCUGUGGACGUUGCAGAGCGCGCAGAGGAAGAGGCAUUGGCCCAACGUGGCGUCGAACUCGUUGAUAAACCUAUGGAUGACGAUUAG